Oldenlandia corymbosa var. corymbosa is the source of this 3693-nucleotide messenger RNA. NCBI's taxonomy places the organism in Eukaryota, Viridiplantae, Streptophyta, Magnoliopsida, Gentianales, Rubiaceae. The record is from the annotation of a GenBank genome assembly.
UCUCAACCAACUUGACCCCAAAUUUUUUUUUUCCUUUCAACCCUGGUUAAAAAUCUGACCUUACCCCAAAGUUAACAUAAUAAAAACCUUAUCUUCUCACCAGUAUUAACUCUGCUUCUCUUCUUCUUUCUUACUCGACCGUCGCUCCACUGUUUUCUCAGACACUCUCAAACUUUCUCUCUCUUUCUCCAUUUUCUUUCAAUUUCUCUCUCUAGAAAAAAAACAACAAAAACAAAUCGAACUUCUUUUUGCUUCUUCAUUGAUUCUGCCAAGUCACUGUAGCAAAUCUCCCCAGCUAUUACUGUUCGUUUAAUGGUGCUUCAGAUCUGAGGAGAACCACAGCUGAACUUGUUUGUGCCGGAGCUGGUCAAAUUACGGUUUUGACCCAGCUUCUUCUUGUGCAUUUUACUGUUCGGAAGUUUCGAGCUUUUUUUUUGGGUUAGCUUUCAAUUUUUCAAAAUAGGGAAGGUAGGGGAAAAAAUGGCUUACUUGACGACGACGUCGUUUCCGGAGGAGGUACUGGAACACGUGUUCUCAUUCCUGAGCACCGACAGGGACCGGAACGCGGUGUCGCUGGUGUGCAAGUCGUGGUACGAAAUCGAGAGGUGGUGCCGGAGGAAAAUAUUCAUCGGGAACUGCUACGCGGUGAGCCCCGGGAUCUUGAUCCGCCGGUUCCCGGAAGUGAGAUCGGUGGAGCUGAAAGGGAAGCCGCAUUUCGCCGACUUCAAUUUGGUGCCGGAAGGUUGGGGUGGGUAUGUUGACCCUUGGAUUGUCGCCAUGGCUGGGGCCUACCCUUGGCUUGAAGAAAUCAGGCUCAAGCGAAUGGUGGUCUCCGAUGAGUCGUUGGAGUUGAUCUCCAAGAGCUUCAAGAACUUCAAAGUCUUGGUUUUGUCGUCUUGUGAAGGGUUCAGCACCGACGGAUUGGCUUCCAUUGCUGCUAACUGCAGGUGUCUUUUUCUUCCUCCCAUCUUCCUUGGUUGUUUUCAAAUGGAGUAGAUUCUUUCUUAUGUUGUUUAGGAAAGUACAGUUCGCAUCUUUCUUUUGAUUUGGGUACCCUGUUAUCUUGUGCAAUGCUGGAGUAGUGGGAGUAGCAGUGAUUGAAAGAGUUGGUGAAAAGGUCCGGUCAACUUUACGGUGGGUUUGGGUGAAUAGUGAAAAUCAAUCUUUGUGUUUUAGAUUUACAUGACGGAUAGGAUGUAAACGAUUUGAUGUGGACGAUUUUUCUUGUUUGUUGGUGAUUUGUAGGCAAAUCUAAGAUUUCUUCCUCUUUUGAUUACCUAGUGUCUUUUCGUUUUUUCUGAGUCUGAAGAAUUCUGCUUCAGAUCAUGGAAGCAGGGUUAUUGUAUGACUGGAUUAUGUCAUCCCUUGGAUGUGCUUCUAACCUUGGCUUUGCGUGCCUUAUUUUACCUUACUAUUGUAGGACAUUUUACUUGGAAGUUUUGCUUCACGAUUUCUUGGGCAAUUUCUGCAUUUUGGGUGUACUGUUUAGCUUACACUUCCGGAUUUUUAAUCUCAGUUCUUUUGAUUCAUGGGAACUUUCCGUUUGGAUUUUGGUCUGCAUCUGAUUCUCAAGUAUGAAGAGGAUUUGGAUAGGCAUGCUGUUGUAACUUUUGUUAUUUAGUAGGGAUGCGAAUUUUUCUGUUGUGGUUGUCCUGUUUGCUGUUUUUAGGUGUUGUUAUUGGAGACUGAACUAGACUCUAUCAUGCAUGAUUUUUUAUGGAUUUCUAAAUUUGAAGGCAACCUUUUUAUUUUAUAAUCUUUAUUGGACUUGGUAUAGGAAUUUGAGGGAGCUAGACCUCCGUGAGAGUGACGUGGAUGACCUGAGUGGGCAUUGGCUGAGCCAUUUUCCUGAUUCAUACACAUCAUUGGUGUCAUUGAACAUUGCUUGCUUAGGAUCAGAGGUCAGUUAUUCAGCAUUGGAGCGUCUCGUUGCUCGAUGUUCUAAUCUCAAGACACUGCGUCUCAAUCGCUCUGUGCCACUUGAGAAACUACCCUCACUAUUACGUCGUGCCCCCCAGUUGGAGGAGUUUGGUACUGGUGCUUACUCCACUGAGAUCAGACCUGAUGUAUUUUCUAGCUUGGCUGAUGCCUUCUCCGCGUGCAAGAAUCUCAAAGGCUUGUCUGGAUUUUGGGAUCUGGUUCCGGCUUAUCUUCCUGCUAUGUAUUCAGUUUGCUCAAGGAUAACUUCUCUGAACUUAAGCUAUACCACUGUCCAAAGCCCUGAUCUUAUAAAGCUCAUUAGCCAAUGCCAUAGUUUGCAGUGUCUGUGGGUCUUGGAUUACAUUGAAGAUACUGGUCUUGAGGUGCUAGCCAGAUCUUGUAAAGACUUAAAAGAGUUGAGGGUUUUUCCUUCUGAUCCAUACAAUGCAGAAGAAAAUGUGGCAUUGACUGAAAGAGGCCUUGUCUCGGUCUCAGAAGGGUGUCCCAAGCUUCAAUCAGUACUUUAUUUCUGUCGGAGGAUGUCAAAUGCUGCCUUAAUCUCGAUUGCGAAGAACCGCCCUAACUUUAUUUGUUUCAGAUUAUGCAUAAUUGAACCUAGAGCUCCUGAUUAUUUAACCUUUGAACCUCUUGAUUCCGGUUUUGGGGCUAUUGUAGAACACUGCAAGGAACUUCGUCGGCUUUCCCUAUCUGGCCUCCUUACUGAUCGCGUGUUUGAAUACAUUGGAACACAUGCGAAGAAAUUAGAAAUGCUUUCUGUAGCCUUUGCUGGGGACAGUGAUCUGGGCCUCCAUCAUGUGCUCUCUGGUUGUGAUAGCCUCCGGAAGCUUGAAAUCAGGGACUGUCCAUUUGGGGACAAGGCUCUCUUGGCCAAUGCUGCGAAACUGGAGACAAUGCGAUCCCUUUGGAUGUCUUCUUGCUCGGUAAGUUUUGGAGCAUGCAAGCUGUUAGGCCAACAGAUGCCGAGGCUAAAUGUGGAAGUAAUAGAUGAGAGGGGACCUCCCGAUUCAAGGCCGGAGAACAGUCCUGUAGAGAAACUCUAUGUUUACCGUACUGUGGCAGGGCCAAGGUUUGACAUGCCCUCUUUCGUUUGGACAAUGGAUGAGGAAGCGGUGUUGAGGUUUUCUUGAGAUUUAAUUGUCAGUUUGGGGCCAUUUUGUGAUAUAUGAAUGUUGCUUAUCUGCUAAACAGGUAAACUCCCUGUGUGAUGGAAAAUCCAUUGCUGUAAGAUUCAAUUCAUGAUGGUUUUUUGUAGUUUGCAGCGACCCGUGGGAGUUCCAGAUACAAAGCAACGAUUCAGAGCUGUUAUAAGAUAGCUCAGGAGCUGCUCUAAUGCCAUUAAUUUUACUGAUGGCUGAGCAAAAUUUGUAGCAUUUAGGUUCUUUUUUCAUCAAUAAGAAGUUGGGAAGUAGCCCUUAUGUUAUAAUGUGUAUCAGCCAAGCUAUGUCAAUGGUGGCUUGGUGUAAUGAACAUGUAUACUAUUUGUAGACUAUUUGCAACUUAAUCCUUGUGUUGUAGCAUUGUAGUGUCCUUUAGAACUGUACCCUUUCUGUAUCAUUUUUGGCAAUAAAUUCAUUUGACCAUUUCCCUUGUCUAUCCAUUUAUUCUGUAACUCGAUUUGAUUGAUGGUUCCUGUUUUGAUAAAUAAUUCAACCUUUUUGGGUGUAAAACUUGUAUAUUUUUUUAUGAUGAUGGCCUGCAAGUUUGGCAUCAGAAUCCAAACCCUAAAGCCUAAAGAAGACACCAAGAAAAGAG